UUUGUUUACAUGGGUUUUAAAGGGGCCGCGCUCGUUCCGGCGGGCGGGCGCUGGCGUAGGAGGUGGCGCAGCCUUUUGCUUCUGUGCGCGGUGAGGGCUCCCGGAUGGGGGCCGGGGUCGUCCCCACCUGGAACCCCUGCUCCCUGGGUAUUCCCCUCUGCCCACGUGUCUUUCCCCUUGACUUGCCCCUGGGACGACACCGCCACCAUCACCACCGCUGCCAACAGCAACAGCAAUCCGGCAGCGCACCUACUGUUAACCCCCCGGGGGGCUUCGGUGGUGCGCGGGGCCGACGCAUCCCCACAUACCUGCACUGUUCAUUAUUCUCCAAUACACUGUUUUCACAGUUGGAUUUAUGUUUGUAGUUUUCUGGUUUUCUGUUCGGGGCCAUUGCCCUCUGAUCAGAUUUUACCAGCGACCUAGUAGUGAUUUCCUUGUUUUCAUUUCUGUCGUUUUUGCCUGCAUAAGCAGUCAUGGAAAUAGCUUCCAAAUAGUGGUGAUGAUCAAAACACACAGAAGGCACUGUCUUAAUCUCCUGAAACCGAUUUCUAUCUUAACCAGUACUCUAGGCUACCUUCUCAAAGGGGUCAGAUGCUGGGAGGGGUGCUGCUGGUGGUCAUUAGGACCCCUGGGCUCAGGUUGGUAGGACAGCUAAUUCCAAUUCCUGCUUUUCCCAUUAUGAGUUACCUGUGUUAGAUAAGCAAGUUCUUCUUUAACACUGGAUUCUACUCUAGUUUCUAUUCAAUGCCCCUACUUUAGAUCUCCCCUCGCCCCCACAUUCGAUCUUAAGUAGAUUUCCAGAGCGUUGGUUAUUUGAAGUCUGUGAUUUACUGGGUGCUACUAUGUAUAAUCCAAAUUACGGUGGUAGUAAAUUACACACCUUUUAUGUUCGUAUAUAGUGGUAUGGUGCUCUUGAUUCUCCUAGUGUGUCUUCCUGAUUCACAAAGGUAGGACGUGUAAAAACUACAUUACCCAGACUCCUUUGUAGCAAAGGUUCUGUAUGCAAGAUUGGCUCAGUCAGUGAGACUCAGAAAAGAUUUAGGAGGCAUAAGUGAGGCAGAGCUUUAGACUCAUUUCUGGGGAGCCCAAUGCGCCUAACAUCUCUUGGUUUCUAUACUUGUUGUAUUCCAGCCCCGCCCCCCCUUAAGCACUAUGAGUGUAAAGAAGCAGGGAUUGUGGAGGGUCAGGGGCCUCCUAGCCUUGAGUUACACUAAGGUGGUAUAUUCUUGGAAUUCUUAUUUCAGUGGUCAUCUUUGGAUUCCCUCCUUGACUGAUUGGGGAGAGGUUACAGCUUCCUGGCUCAGAUUUGUGUCUUUCCCCUAAUUGCUCCCCACCCAUACAGUUAUUUUUCUCUUUCUCUUCCCUUUAUCAAAAUGGUACCGCCAUCCAUCAGCCAAUUGCUCAAAAUAAGCACCCAGGAGUUAUCUUAGUUUCUUUCUCAUUAGUACCCUAUAUCCAAAUCCACCUGCAAUUCUUGCUGAGUCUUUACCUAAUUUAUGCCCCAAUCUGGCCACUUCUCUAUUUCUACUUACUGCUAAUACCCUGGUCCUAGCCACCAUUUCUCUUAGCUCAGAUAUUAGAUUUAUAACUAGAUUUUGUACUUUCUGUCUUCCUCCUUGAUAAUUCAUUUUUUAUACAGCUGCAGACUUAAAAUUAUAACAGAUAAUUUACACCAUUACUUACAGUCCCUCAGUGGCUUCCCAUUGAAUUUAGAAUCCAAAUCCUUGCUGUGGCCCAAGAAGCCACAUGAUAUGAAUUCACCUCUUCAGUGUCUCUGCUUGCUCAUAAUACUCUGAUCAUUCUAGCCUUCUUACAGCUGCAAUUCUGCAAUUCUGUUCUAUUAUAGUCCUUUACUCAGAAAAUUUCAUGAACUGGGUGCUUUUAGUACACUAUUUCCCCCUUAUCUACAGGAGAUACAUUUCAAGAUCCCCAAUGGGUGCCUGAAACUGCAGAUAGUACCAAACCCUAUGAAUGCUAUAUCUUUCCUAUAUACAUCUAUGCUAAAGUCAUUUACAAAGUAGGCACAUUAAUUGAUUACCAACAAUAGGUGAUAGAGAGCAAUAUAAGUUACUUAAGUUACUUAAUUGUUUGUUUUGGGUAUUAUCUAUUUAAUAUUUUUGGACUGUGAUUUUUGAAAUUGUAGAUAAGGAAGGACCUCUGUGAUAGGACAAAUAACGUACUUAAUGGAGAAAGGAUAGUCUAGGAAUGAAACUUGGAGACUGGUAUUGUCCUCCUCCUCCCCUCAGCCAGGAUCCACUGGGCAUGGGGGAGGCAGGGAUGAGAUCUUUCAGAAUCUCUGCUCACUUAUUUCUUUGUCCAGUCCUUUGUCCUUUCCAGCCCCUUGUCAUCUCUCUUGCUUACUUUAUACCUGUGCUCCUGUUGUAUGCCCAGAGCUGCCUCUUAUGUAGUUGCUCCCACCUGUAACAUCAUUUGAGGUUACUAACCCCCAAGCUUGUACAAAUAGUCAGAUAUAGUUUCUCCUGUUCCUUCCUCUGUUGCCCCCAAAGGAAAGUUUACAAACUCCUUUGUGUUAAAUAUUUGGUUGCUAAUCUCUGUAGGAUAGUAACAAAAAGUUGCAAAGUUCUUGGAGCUCUUGUGUCUCUUCACUCCAGCUGAGAAAAAACAUUGUGAAGGAAAGGGUCUCAGUGGCCUAUAAUUGAGGGGUGCCUCUAUUAUAGACCCUCCCUUUCCAGUGAAAGCAAAAGCCAGGUGCCACCCCAAACACACCUGUGCCUCAAUAUAGACCCUUGGGAUCCUUUGAUCUCUGAUACUUUUUUCUUCCCUUCGGUGGUGCCUGGGGUACUAAAGUUUGUCUAAUUCUUUUCAUCUCUUCUGUGCCUGGGAGGGGAGGUGUCAGCCCCUGUUCACAGGUUACCCCCAGAGGCUAGGCAGAAGCUACUGGAGUAAGUGCGUAGGUGAAGUUGAACUUGACAGACAACAGGUGUGUUGCUCUUAGUACAGUCCUGUUACUUUCUUCAGAGUGAGGCUGGAGAAGGAGGAUUUCUCCAGCUUCCAUAGGCCUGGGAUGGGAUGGGGGUGUCUGGAUUACCUGGGGCUGAGGCCUUCAGGUUUAAACAGUUUCCAAGGAAUCUGAUAAAUUUGGGCGCCCCCCUGUGGUUCUGAGUGAAAUGUGUCCCACUUACCUCUGGGGAAAGAGAGCAGUGUGAUGGGAGGAACAUCCUCUACAGCCUUGCUGCCUUAUAGCCUGGCCCACCCACCAGGAGUGUCAACAUCUCGGAACUGGGAACUGACUUCAGACUUGCUUUAUCACCCUUUGCACUUUUAGCAAGAUUUGCACACUAAAGUCUGAAGGGCAUUCUCUGGCAGUCCCUAAAAUAUGACCCUAAAUCCUCUUACCCCACUAACUUCAAGGCAGGGCUGACUCUCCUUAGGUAUUCUAGAGACACAAUAGGCCACAUCCUAAAUGUGUUCUCCUAGCCACUUCCAAGUGUAUGCUUUAUCCAGGACAACAUUAAUGGUUCUCCUUUGGGCUUUAGAUCAACCUUUUCAAACCCUGGGCUGAGGGCAGGGAGAUGGAAUGGCCCAGCCCCCAGAGCCAGCCCAUUCACCUCUGUAAGUUGUUUUGAUCACAUGGUAUGUACGACAGAAGGCCUGAGUUAUGCACCGCUCUCCUCACCAGGGCACCUGAACCCCUGUGGUAGUGUAUGGAUGCAGUUAUAUAAGCACCUUUAUGGGAUUGACCCCAUGAGCAUUUGUCUAAUUCACAGUUUCCCCCAACAGUUUUGCACUGUGCCUCCAUCCAGAUUGCUUCUUCAAGCCAUCUGGUUCUAAGGUGAAUUUCUUGUGGAGCUUGGCUUUCCCCAAAGCCAUGUAUCUUCUUUCAUGGAGUCUGGAUUCCACUUUGGGGCCUGGCAAAAUAGCGCAUUAGAGAUCUGUAGCCCUGGGCUUGACUUCCUCCCCCAACCCCCAGCCCCAGCCCCAGCCCCAGCCCCAGCCCUAGCUGAGUUUGUGCCUGCCCUGCCUUUGUCAAGGGACAUUGGCUGGCUGGUGAAAGAGUGUACUUGGAAGCUUUGGAAAGUAUGAAGCUGCUGGAAUUUAAGUUUCAGAUGAAACCCAAGUGUCUUUCUAAUGCUCACUAGGGCUAGCAAGAAGGUGAAAUCUAGUGGUUGAGAUGUAUCUGGGGAAUAAGUCUCUUCUCCAGAGGGGAAGUUGAUAUUUCUAGAAUCUUCACAGGGGGAUGUGUGGUAUUGUUGGCAGCAGGGAAUGCUCCCAUGUAGAAGAACAGGUGCAUUGGUGUGUUUAUAAAAGUGUUGUCCGACUAAGGUGCAGUUUGGGGCAGUCAAGUCUAAGUGUGGAAUGCAGUGUGUGAUUCAGCUAUCUGAGUCCAGAGACCUUGGGUUCUGGUUUGGUGGCCUUGAAGGAGUCCCUCAGACCUUUCCAAGUCUGUUUCCUCCCUUUUCAAUUAGGAGGUUGUGAUGGUUGAUUCCUCAGGUCUCUUCCCGCUCGGUCAUGCUCAGCACCCAGCCUGAGCCAGGGUCUUCUGCUCUUGUUUUUACUGUGAUUUUCUUUCUGUGUCUCUAUUCCUGGGGGUCAGCCACUCCCCAUGCUAGUUUCCUUACCUGACUUGUUGCUCACUGAGGAGCUGAAAUUUAGCUUUUUGGAAAUUGUGUGUUACUCACUGGAAAUGCAGGAAGCUUGAGCAUGAAACUCUCUCAUCAGAAGAAAAAAAAAAAAAGAAGAAAACCACAUACGGAGCAAGAAACCGCAGGGCCUAUCAGCUCCUCGUCAUCGCGCAGACUAGAAUAGUGCAGAAAGCUCUAGGCAGAGAGGAAAUGAACUUGAGAGAAGGGGGAACACAGGCCAAGAAGAGAGAGGAGCGAGGGCGGGAGCCCGGGCGGCGAUGGUCAGGAUGGAAGAGGUGGCGGUAAAGCAGGGCUUCCUGCACCUUCAGCAGCAGCAGACUUUUGGCAAGAAGUGGCGCCGGUUUGGAGCUGUGCUGUAUGGAGAGUCAGGCUGCGCCCUGGCACGGCUAGAGCUCCAGGAGGGCUCAGAGAAGCUUCGUCGGGGAGAGGCCAGCCGGAGGGUCAUCCGCCUCAGUGACUGCCUGCGGGUGGCUGAGGCAGGUGGGGAGGCCAGCAGCCCUCGGGACACCAGUGCCUUCAUUCUGGAGACCAAGGAGCGUCUGUACCUGCUGGCAGCCCCUACCGCUGAGCGUGGUGACUGGAUGCAAGCCAUUUGUCUCUUGGCCUUCCCCGGGCGGAGGAAGGAGCCCUCAGGGCUGGAGGGGAAGAGUGGCAGGCCCUGCAUGGAGGAGAAUGAACUGUACGGCAGCUCGACCUCAGGGGUCUCCCUCAAGGAAUUUGCUGUUACCGUGAGACCCACAGAAGCCAGUGAGCGGUGCCGGCUCCGAGGACCUUACACGCUCCGGUUGGGGGUGAGUGCUCUGGAGCUGUGGAGUGGCCCUGAUCCAGGCACCCAGCUGUACGACUGGCCCUACAGGUUCCUGCGACGCUUUGGGCGGGACAAGACCACCUUUUCCUUUGAGGCGGGCCGGCGCUGUGUCUCUGGAGAGGGCAACUUUGAGUUUGAAACCCGGCAAGGCAACGAGAUCUUCUUGGCCCUGGAAGAGGCCAUUGCUGCCCAGAAGGAUGCUGCCCCUCCUGGGCCCCCACCCCCACCAGCCACAGUGUCCACAGUGCCCACUGUGCUGCCCCGGCCGGAGAGCCCCUACUCCCGGCCCCACGACUCACUGCCACCACCUUCACCCAGCACGCUGGUGCCUGCGGCGCGCUCCGAGGGGGAAUAUGCUCUGCCCUUUGAUGCAGUAGCCCGCAACCUCAACCUGGGGAAGAGCUUCAGGGCCAUGCUGGCAGGCCCUCCCCUGCUCCUGGCUGACCCUCUGUACGAGGAGCCCUCAGCCCCUCCACCUGACCACAUAUAUGAUGAGCCUGAGGGCAUGGCCUCCCUGUCUCUGUAUGACAGUCCGCAGGAGCCCCAGGGUGAGGGGUGGAGAAGGAAGGCCACUGUGGAAAGGGGCCCCAGCAUCCUGCAGCAGGACUUGUCUGUCUCUGGCUGGCCACAGGAAACUGAGUAUGACAAUGUUGUGCUGAAGAAAAGCCCAAAGUGAUGCGGAUGUCAAGAUGGGGCCACCUCGAAGUACAUGGGGGGUGGUGGCUGGAGACUGUGGGGGAGGAAGCCUGUCUCCCCUUCCAGCUUGGCCAGUGCGUGGAGCAUCUCUGUGGGCUCCUUCUGCAGACCCAGGCCUGGCCUGCCCUGUUUGGCCUGAGGGAUUCUCCCUCCCAGGGCGCACUGAGUCACCAGCCCUGAGCAGGCAGAGUGUCCUGGAGAGACCCACCCUCCUCCCACUCCUUUCCACUUCCUCUUUUCUUUCUUUGACCCUAAAAGGAACCUGGGGGCAUUUAGGGCAGAGGAGAAAAGGAUAGCCACAGUCUCCUUGACUCCCCCCACCCCAUGGUUCCUUGGCUUGUGCUGGCCUCCUGCUUGCUGAGGUCCUUCCCUGGGACAGCCUUAGCUCCAGGCACCCAGGAGGAUGGCUGCAGCUUUCUGCAGGUUUCAGAUUUCUCUGUGGCAUUAAAAUGUUUUUGAACUA
Messenger RNA from Ictidomys tridecemlineatus (thirteen-lined ground squirrel), 6571 nucleotides. It is a transcript of the gene Dok2, whose product is annotated as docking protein 2. Gene Ontology annotation, biological process: positive regulation of MAPK cascade; cell surface receptor protein tyrosine kinase signaling pathway; Ras protein signal transduction. The record is from RefSeq and is a predicted model, not a curated record. Gene Ontology annotation, cellular component: cytoplasm. NCBI's taxonomy places the organism in Eukaryota, Metazoa, Chordata, Mammalia, Rodentia, Sciuridae.